AUGUGUCUGCCACUUGGACUCCAGGGAGAAUCGACUAUUCACAAUGGACAGCCUCUCAGAGCCUUCUCGUUCAUCCAGCACAUUUACACUUGCAACCCCCGUACCGCGUUCCACCUUCAUAACUAUCGCCACCUACAAUCUUACCGACUGCACGACCCUCAGCGGUUGGAAGAGUAUGUCCUCUCCUUGCAAGACAGCUCGCUAUCUCACUUUCCGUACGAGGUCACUGUACGCAGGGGCAAUCCUGUUUUGGAGGAAAGACGUGUUGACGAGAUGAACGACGACUUUUGCGAGGUUAUGCUCGAUGACAAGUCCCACUAUGGCGAUAAGUCUUACUGCAGCGAGAGCUACUAUGGUGAUGGCUCUCACUACACUGACGAUGAUCCUUACUACACUGUUCAGUACGGACAACUCCUUCACUGA
Messenger RNA from Linnemannia hyalina, 423 nucleotides. Lineage: Eukaryota; Fungi; Mortierellomycota; Mortierellomycetes; Mortierellales; Mortierellaceae. The record is from the annotation of a GenBank genome assembly.